GAUGAUGAACAAGGCAGCAGUGUGUUGCCACAGCAUUGUUUGUGGCCGACUGAGCCCCUGCUCUAAUCUGGGUUAUCUGCUUGUAAUCAGCUUAGCCCACUGCUAACCCUACUGCUGCUGCUGCUGCUGCUGCUGCUGCUGGGUGGGCAUUUUCUCCAGCUUCGGUCUUCGUGUCCUCACUGAUUUUUUUUAUAUGAACACCUGUCGAGGCAUCAGGUGGAGCCAAGAAAAGGGAGCCUUCACGCGCAAUACGGGAUCUCAGGCCGCUACACAACCAUUUCGAAGUGUUCGCUUCAUACUGUGGGAACUGUCGAAUGUCCAGAGAUGGCUUCAGCUGCAGACUCGUAUCCUAAGAAAAUACUGGAGUAUAUGGAAGGAUUCUUCGUUUCAAAGACUGUGUUCACAGCCUGUGAGCUGGGGGUGUUUGACGUGUUGUUAGGUGCACAGCGCCCCCUGUCGGCAGCGGAGGUCAGCCAGGCAGUAGGCGCCAGUCUGGACGGUACUCAGAGGCUGCUGGCUGCCUGCACAGGCCUGGAGCUGCUCGAAGCGCACCAGGACGAUGGACAAGUGUUGUACAGUAACACAGAACAAGCCAGCGUGUACCUCACUCGCUCCAACCCCUCAUCCCUCUUCCAGUCCAUCCAGUACAACUCCAAAACCAUCUACCUGUGCUGGCACUACCUGACCGACGCCGUUAGAGAGGGGACAAACCAGUAUGAAAAGGCCUUUGGAGUCAGUUCUAAAGACUUGUUUCGAGCUCUCUACAGAUCUGAUGAAGAGAUGGUGAAGUUCAUGCAGAUGAUGAACUCCAUCUGGAACAUCUGUGGCAGAGACGUGGUCACGGCCUUCGACCUUUCGCCUUUCAAGGUCAUCUGCGACCUUGGCGGUUGCAGUGGCGCAUUAGCCAAGCAGUGCACGUCGGCCUACCCAGAAUGCACUGUGAUGAUCUUUGACCUCCCCAAGGUGGUGCAUACGUCAAAGAAACACUUUAUGAGCGAGGCCGACCAGAGGAUAAGCUUCUGCCAAGGAGACUUUUUCAAAGACUCUCUUCCAGAGGCCGACCUCUACCUCCUCGCCAGAGUCCUCCAUGACUGGACAGACGAUCACUGCAUAGAGCUUCUCAGUCGGGUUUACAAAGCCUGCAAACCAGGGGGCGCCGUGCUGCUGGUGGAGGCGCUGCUCCGCGAGGACGGCUCCGGCCCGCUGACGGUGCAGCUGUACUCCCUGAACAUGCUGGUGCAGACCGAGGGCCGCGAGAGGACGCCCGCUCAGUACGCCGCCCUGCUGGCGGCCGCCGGCUUCACGCGCGUCCGGCACCGCCUCACCGGCAAGCUCUACGACGCCGUGCUGGGACACAAGGAGCCGUGAGUCCUCGCAGUGAGGCCGUAUCAAUGAGCAGCUGCUACAUCAUACUAUCCUACAUAGUGUAGGAUUUUUAAAUUAGCAAACAUUCAAUCACUAUCAUUUGAGUUUUGUGAAUCCCACUCUGGAUUCUUAACAUAUUUCUCUUUGUACACACUUACCAUAAUUUUGCAUAUGGGUUUCUGCAGAUUUUAAUUAAAGAUGCUUUGCCGA
Betta splendens (Siamese fighting fish) is the source of this 1575-nucleotide messenger RNA. RefSeq names its product acetylserotonin O-methyltransferase (gene asmt). The transcript is spliced from 8 exons. Gene Ontology annotation, biological process: melatonin biosynthetic process; methylation. The record is from RefSeq and is a predicted model, not a curated record. Gene Ontology annotation, molecular function: acetylserotonin O-methyltransferase activity. Bases 325 to 1368 code for a protein of 347 amino acids. NCBI's taxonomy places the organism in Eukaryota, Metazoa, Chordata, Actinopteri, Anabantiformes, Osphronemidae.